AACGCAAGAAUGAAGAAAGUAAGGGAGCGAAUCGUGCGAUUUUGCAUACACAAUUAAGCAAGAUGCCUGCCCUUUACAUCUCUACCAACGUCAACUUGGAUGGAGUUGAUAAGGAUCCAAUCUUCUCUCAGGCAACCAAAGCACUUGCUACAAUCAUCGGCAGGCCUGAACAUCUUGUUAUGGUAAUACUAAAGGGAUCAGUGGACAUAUCAUUCAACCAGAACAAAGAACCAGCCGCAUAUGGCGAGAUAGUAUCAAUGGGAGGCAUCAAUAAGGAAGUGAAGAGGAAGCUAAUAGCCACAAUUGGCACAAUUUUGCAGACCGAGUUGUCGAUCCCAAGGACCCGAUUUUUCCUCAAAGUCUAUGAUACAACAGCAGGGCAGAAGAUGCCCAAACUAUGAGGAUUGAUAGUGUCAUGUUGUUUAAACAUUAAUAAUGAGUUUUCUGCCAACUAUGUCUAUAUAUCAAGCUUCGAUCCCACACCAGGCAUGUAAUUUAUAUAAGCUUGAAUAUGAUGAGUUGAUUAAUAAUAUGCACCCAAUUUUAAAGUC
Tripterygium wilfordii is the source of this 551-nucleotide messenger RNA. RefSeq names its product macrophage migration inhibitory factor homolog. The transcript is spliced from 2 exons. Lineage: Eukaryota; Viridiplantae; Streptophyta; Magnoliopsida; Celastrales; Celastraceae. The record is from RefSeq and is a predicted model, not a curated record. Gene Ontology annotation, molecular function: phenylpyruvate tautomerase activity. The coding region runs from base 63 to 401 and encodes 112 amino acids.